UCUCAAGUGAGGUCAGCAGGAGGAAUUUAUCUAAGCAGUGUGCACAGCGACAGUGGAAGAUGCACAGAGUCAGCCAGCCAGAAUCAGGGAGACAUCCAUGGGAAUUGACAGAAGCUACCAGCUCUUGCUUAGCUUUACUGCAUAACUGGGAUUGGUUUACAACUGAGGCUACAGCUUUUAGAACGACAGAGUCUUCAAAUUAAAACUCUCUCUGAAAGGAAACAAAACCUCUGACAACUCCUGUCAUCACCCAGAGCACAUUGACAUCCUGCAUAACAUUUAAUGAACUGGAUUAUGAUGUCCCUUGUCAGACUAUGGUCUCAAGAGGAUGGAGCAGCCAACGCAGACCGUCGCUGAGGACUAAAGAGAGUCAUCAUCUCCUAAUAUUAUCACAGGUCUUUUUCAGACCGCUCUUCAGCUUCAGCCAACCCCAACCAGCUUCACAAAGUCUCCUCUACAACCACCCAACAGGCUCAACAGUCCCACUAGGAAUACCUGCUGUGAGAACAGGGACCCGGAGGUCACAACACAAGUGUUACAAGUCAGGGAUCAGAGGGUCGCUGGGCUGAGGGAGAGCACACAGAUCUCACAUUUAAGUAUGUUGUUCAUUGAUCCCCACUGCAUUGUAUUAUAAUGCGCAAAUGGAUGCUGACAUGGAACCUUCAAAAUCUGUUCUCGGGACUGUACCUCCAUGCAAUCUUCUUGUUCGGCAGUGUGUGUGUGGUCUACAGUGACUGCACGCCAGAGCAACUUGCCGCCAUCAUGAACUGCUCCAAACACGAGCGCCACACCAGGAACUACGACUAUAUGGAGGGAGGAGAUGUGCGCAUCCGACAGCUGUUCAGCCGCACGCAGUGGUUCCUAACAAUUGAUGACUUUGGCAACAUCACUGGGACUCAAGAUCCCACCAACUGCAACAGUAUCCUGGAGAUCAGGACAGUGUCUGAGGGGGGCGUACUGGCUAUCAAAGGUGUGAAGAGCCAGCAUUAUAUCUCUAUGACGAAGGCUGGACAGCUGCAAGGCAAGAGGAUCUACAAUGAAAACUGCAACUUCAAGGAGGUUUUCCUAGAAAACUAUUUCAAUGCUUACUCCUCUGCCAAGUGGACUAAAAAUGGCAAAGCAAUGUUCAUAGCUCUGUCUCAGAAGGGAAGGCCGAUGCGAGGGAGGAAGACCAGGAGGGAGCACAUAGCAUCUCACUUCAUCCCUAUGAAGUGCAAGGAGGAAGAGAGGAGGGUGGACUGAAAACGCAGAGGACUAAUGAGUCACAAAUUGUGUAUGAUUUCAAUCACAUAUUAUAUAUGUUAACAUACACUAAACUCAUUACCAACAUCACGCUCCACUCCAUUAGUUCUGUAACGUUCCAUAACAAGUUGUAAUUUUCAUAAGAUAAAGCAACAGAUAUCAGAUGGGCACAUUCGACUAUUCCAAACAUCCUCAAACAAGAUGUUGAGACAAGGAAAUAUUUGAAAUAGCUUCAACUGGUACACAAACUUAAAAACCACUAAAGUCUACUCGGUGUUAUUGUUAUUUUGAGUUGAAUAUUAUAUUUCCUUAUAAAACAGUUCAGUGUUUUCUUAUAAAACAGUAAAAUGUAUUACACACAGUCAGGACUGUAUCCUUUUCCAAAGAUGAUCUGCACCCAGCCAGAUGACCAGACCUGCAUGAUCAACCGAAAGGUCCAGAAUGGAGAUGUGGCUUGACCAAGAUGUGCUGAAGCAAGCUGGACUUGUCUUUCGUUUUUCUUUUUUUACUGGUACAAGUGCUCAGAGUACACAAAUCAGAGGCACAAUAAACCACAAAAGCAUGUUCAGUAAAAUUAGAGUAUGUAGGACAAUCUGUUAACCUGUUUCGAUCUCUCUUUCCUUCCUGCGUUGAAGACCAGACUCUGGUCGAAUGCAUUGUAGCUGCUCACUGAUUCCCUCUUCAUUAUCAUGGUGUGAUUUUGAAAUGCUAAAAUAUUCUGCUGCUGUUGAAAAGAUAUCCCGAAUAAAAUACAAAGUGAACAACAAAAUCAAUGUGAAUGCUAUGCAAUCUCUUUUCAUCAGAGUUAAUAACGCCGUACACCAAUUGUUGCAUUGUUCUACCUUUGGUUUCUAAUGGGGGUAUAAAGGACUCCAUGACAGACUCACACAAACUAUGUGUGAACUACGUCUAUUGGUUAACACGUAAAACAAUCAAUUGCCUACUUUACACAUCCAGUAGAAAGAGAGAAACACAGACACAUUUUUUACGUCUUUUUUACAUUUUUUGGAGAAAUAUCUGUCACUUCUUGACUUGCAAAAUGUUCGAAUCUCUAUCAGCAAACCAUUAUUUCACACAAGACACCUGGCAAUGUACAACACACGUCUGCGAGCAGAGAGCACUGUUGUUUUUUAGCAGAUUUGGCAGUACAAGCAACAAUUUCUCAUUCUAGGAAGGCAAUUGCUUCAAUGUUUAUGUGAAAAAUAUUGCUUCAUGCAACUUUGGGAAGAAACUCUGCAUAUGAACCAUGUCUUUAUUCUGCCACGUAUGACACUAUGAAGCUGAGCGGUGAGCUCUGGACUGAGAUGAAGAGAGAAUUGUAUUCUGCUGACACACUGUGAUACAAAUUCAACACACCCUCAAUUACUCAAUAAAUCCAAUUUGGGAAAUAAACAUGU
Anarrhichthys ocellatus (wolf-eel) is the source of this 2639-nucleotide messenger RNA. RefSeq names its product fibroblast growth factor 7 (gene fgf7). Gene Ontology annotation, molecular function: growth factor activity. The transcript is spliced from 4 exons. The coding region runs from base 634 to 1242 and encodes 202 amino acids. Lineage: Eukaryota; Metazoa; Chordata; Actinopteri; Perciformes; Anarhichadidae. The record is from RefSeq and is a predicted model, not a curated record.